GGUGUAAAAGAUCCUUUGUGAAAGCUGGGAGUUAAUCACUUGAGCGGCACACGCCGGUUCUAUGGGAGCACAUGUUAUACACCAGCUCCCCUGGGAGGAGUGGGAGGUCUCUCACACACACACUUUUGGUGCACACAGAUACACAACUGAAUUUCCAUAUCAGUUAUGAAGCAAAACUCGUCACAAGCUGACUAGACAAUCAGGAAGACCCACCCCUUUUAACAGGACGAACUGGAUGGAUCACUCUGCAAGGGCUUGGCAAGAGAUGGUUGCUUAGUUUGGCCUGGCAAUGAGGCCAAUGUCAGAAAUUUCCUGGUGUCAUGAGACGUGUCCUCCAUUCAGUACUUUGUAAGUUUUCCAUCUGGACCUGUCCCUACCUGUGCUUGCAGGAUCAUGGGUAGCAUCAGUAGCCUUGUUGCUGGUAACAGCGUCAACAGCAAGCACUGCAGGGCUUCUGACUAUCCGUCAAAGGAGGGAAUGAGCGCCCACAGGAAGAGUGGAGGGUGCAAUCUUGAUGGCUUACUGAAGUGUGGCUUUGCUCAGAGCUCCUCAUCCACCACUCACCACUCCAGAGGCCUGUCCCACUCAAGGUCAGGAAGAAGUGAAGAUUUCUUUUAUAUCAAGGUGGACCAUAAACCGAGGUCUGCGUACCACAGAGAGAGAUCAAUGGAGGUGGCUGUGAGUAGGGGCAAGGAAUCAGAUGGACGACAAAAACCAAAACUGUUGUUUAUGCCAGGAAAAAGUUUAGAAAGGGUUCCUGUGUUUCCUUUGUGUCCUACUCCUGCUGAGAAAUUGCUGGUCCAUACCAUUGCCUUGAAGUCUGUGAACACAGCAAUGGCUUCAUCCUCAGAGAUUGGUGACAUCCAUUGUCCGAUGAGGAAAGCAAGCACUCCAAAUGUUGGACACAAACAAGAACCCUUAGGAACUCUCUCUGACUCUGGGCGUAACUCUAUGUCUAGCCUCCCUACACACAGCACCAUUGGCAGUCUAAGAGCCUCAACAGGCCUUGUCAGCCAGAAUGAUGGGAGCUCAGCUCUUAACAACCUCUGCAAAGGACAACAACUGAAUUUUCCUCCAUGGGUCAACGGAAAUAACACAAACCUUGACUGCAGCUACAGGCCUUGUUUAAACAGCAGUGUGUUGGCUUCUAAGUCUAAUGAGGAUGCUGGCUCCCCACUGUCUGCAGACAAACCACAAACCUUUUCUGAAACGGCAGGGGGGAUCCGUUCCCCCAUAACGACAGAUCAGUUGCUGAUUGAGCAUCUAGAACAGAGACUGCUGGAGAGGGAAAGUGAACUUCAGGAGCUGCAGGGGAGUUUAGAGCAGAAGGAGGAAGAAACAUGCCAUUUGUUUGAGGAAAGACAAAGGUUCUGUGCUGAGGAGAUGGAUGGACUGAAGCAGCGGUGCACCACGCAGCUACGAGAAGUGACUCAGAUGAAUGCAAAAACCCAUCAGGCUCUUCAGCUGCAAGUUUGCCACCUCCAGAAAGAGAAUGGGAAGCUUCAGGAAGAUCUCUUGAAGCUGACUCGAGAGAAGGACUUUGUUGAACUCAGACUGAGGUCAUAUGAGAAAGAGAGCACACAGCUUGUGCCAACACUCGAGGAAACACAGUGGGAGGUGUGCCAGAAGACAGGAGAAAUCUCUUUACUGAAGCAACAACUGCGGGAUUGCCAAGCAGACGUGAGCCACAAGCUAAAUGAGAUUGUCAGCCUCAGGGCAUCACUAAAGGAAAACACAGCAAGAGUGGAGAGGCUCGAGCAACAGAACAAGGACUAUGAAGACAAACUCCACUCUUGCACCAGAGAGGUUGAGGUGUGCCAAAAUGAACUUCAGCGUAAAAAGACUGAGGCGGAUUUUCUGAGAGACAAUGUGGGCAAACUGGAGCAAGACAUUCAACAAGUCAAACAGGAUCUUGUUACAGCCAGAGAGCAGAAGCUGCAGAAAAGUUUGGAGCUUGAAAGACCAAUCCAGGAGUUAGACUGUCCUGAUCAGGUCCAAGAGUUAGAGAACAAGAAGUACAUUUUCAAUGGAUCGCUCCAAAGAGAAGUGGAGAGACUGAAGCAGGAGCUCAAAGAGGAGAAGAAUGCACAGGAGAGGCUGGUCAGCAACUUUGAACUGGAGAGGCAGACAUGGAACAAGGAGAAAGACAGAGUGAUCAAAUAUCAGAAGCAGCUCCAGAUCAAUUACCUGCAGAUGCAUAAGAAGAACCAAGACCUGGAGAGGAUCCUGAAAGAGCUGACGGCUGAGCUGGAGAGCCGAACAAAGCUGGGCUUUGACCUCAAAUACAGCGCAGGGUUACAAACUUAUGAAGACGUCAUUGCCACAGAGAUUUGAGAGGCGUGGACAACAUUAUCUUUAUAAAAAAAACGAUUUUUCACUUCACUCACUUCAAGCACUAAUUCUUUUUUUUAGACCUUUAUUUAUUAAAAUUAGAUUAUUAUAGAAUAAUCAGUACUACUGAAAAUAAUCAUUGAUGAUGACAUCGUUCUUACUUGUUUUAAAGUAAAUGAUAGAAGUGUUUAUGUGUAAAUAGGCUUAUUUUUCAUCAUUCUGUCUAACAAGAAAAAUUGUUUCAAUUUGACAUGCCAGCUCAGACGAAAGUGAUUAUGUGUUAAUAUUAAUGUCUAAUAGAACCAUGGAGUACUCAUGAUCAUUUUAACAUUUGUCCUUCCAGCUUGACGGUAAGAAAAUGAUACAUCAUCUGUUAUAAAUGGACACUGAUGUAUUUGAUCUGUCUUCAUGUCACUCUGUGCUUCCACAGUGUUUACUCUUAGUGACAUUUCAAUGAACCUUUCAGUCUUUUCAAAGAAACCCAAAAAUCUUAUAUUGCAAUUGUUUUCCUUUGUUUCACUAAUGUGGUGUAAAACAGCAAUUACUUAAAAAUACAUGCUUUAGUGACGUUUAAUAAGUCAUUUGUUUUCAACCUAAAAAUGCAAUAUUGUAUAAGCAGAACACAGCACAGUUUUAGUAUAUCAUUGUCACUCUCUAGAUCUUUUAAAAUGUAACCUUUGUUACGGCAUUUCAGUGUUUAGUAAACUUAUCUUGCCAAUAAAAAAUGUUUAUUUGUGUGAUUGUCUCAUUGGAUAAGUAUAUUUACAACUUGGACUAUUUUCAUACACCGUUUGUAUAGAAGCGUUUUUCCUGACUGUCUGACAUUAAAGCUGCCUAAACGUUU
Molecule: messenger RNA, 3175 nt
Organism: Girardinichthys multiradiatus
Lineage: Eukaryota; Metazoa; Chordata; Actinopteri; Cyprinodontiformes; Goodeidae
Gene: lzts1
Product: leucine zipper, putative tumor suppressor 1
Exons: 11
Coding region: 394-2334 (646 amino acids)
Biological process (GO): regulation of dendrite morphogenesis; regulation of synaptic plasticity
Cellular component (GO): dendritic spine
Source: RefSeq, a predicted model, not a curated record